This is a messenger RNA of Patella vulgata (common limpet), 4871 nucleotides long. RefSeq names its product anoctamin-4. Gene Ontology annotation, molecular function: protein dimerization activity; chloride channel activity. Gene Ontology annotation, biological process: chloride transmembrane transport. The record is from RefSeq and is a predicted model, not a curated record. NCBI's taxonomy places the organism in Eukaryota, Metazoa, Mollusca, Gastropoda, Patellidae. Bases 192 to 3068 code for a protein of 958 amino acids. Gene Ontology annotation, cellular component: plasma membrane. The transcript has 26 exons.
CACAUGCGCAGGCCCAUAUUGUUAGGGUGUAGCUAGCGUAAUAAGGGCUGCCUAUAUUUUGUAUAAAGAAUAUCCAGGAGAAGCCUUUUGGUAGUGUUGUAAAGAAGUGUAAUAGAUAAGGAUUGUUUCUAACUCAUACUUUGAGAUGAAUAUAUAAUACUUAUAGUGGAUGUUUGAGCUAAAAAUAGACCAUGCCUUCUCGUGGUGAAUUUAAUAACAAAAUGGAGGAAGCAAAUGCCAUUCAUUUAGAACGUUAUGCUCCUUUACAGUCUCCACCCGGUCCGGAUGGACGACCUAAUAACAAUCAAGAUGGUUUUGAUGAUGUAGCUAUAGAAGAUGUAAUGUAUAUGGAAGAUGCUGAUGGUGAAACAGCAGAACCAGGUGUCAACAAUAUACCAAAGGUUGAAACGAAAGUGCGGAAUCUACAUUUUAAUGAUGGUGUAAAAAGAAUCGAUUAUAUACUGGCCUGGUCCAUUAAAACUAAGAAAUUAGAAGAAGGUAAAAAGGCUAGAGAGAUAUUUGAAAAGAAUUUGAAAAAAGAAGGCAUCGAAAUAGAAUAUGACUUGAGAGGUAAAGAAAUUCACUUUGCCAAACUUCAUGCACCUUACCAUGUAUUGAAUAGAUAUGCAGAUAUUCUUGCCAUUAGAAUGCCCAUGAAAGAGGAAAUACAUUUGAAAAGUAUUAUGCGGAGGGGUAUGAGUUUGCGUGACCCUGAUAAGCAUCCAGCUACAUCAGUGACCUUGAAAAUGUGGGAUACUGUAUCGGGUGUAGGUAAAAGAUUAUUGAAGCCAUUUCAAGUUGAUCAAACCAUUUUACCUAAAAAGAAGAAAAAAUAUACUUGUCCAUAUAGCUCUGAUAAACAUUAUCUAUUUGAAACUACUGAAGAUGGGCAGUUAGAGUUCACCAAUGCUGUUAGAAGUCGUAUUGUUGAUUAUGUUUUAAGAAGAAAAGCUUUUAAGGAAGAUACUCAAAAGGCAUUUUCUUUUGGUAUAAAGAAAAUGUUAAAUGAUGGAUAUUAUUCAGCUGUUUAUCCUUUACAUGAGGGACAUUGGAAACCUGGUUCAUUUAACAAUAAUAGAAAAAUAUUAUUUGAUCACUGGGCUAACUGGAAAAAUGUUCUGAAAUAUCAGCCACUGGAUCAGAUCAGGGAUUAUUUUGGUGAGAAGAUUGGAAUGUAUUUUGCAUGGUUAGGUUUUUAUACGAAUAUGUUGGUACCUGCAGCUUUAGUUGGAGUUUUUGUGUUUGUGUAUGGAUUGUUUAUUAUGAAUGCCAGUACAUCAAGUAAAGAACUCUGUAAUGCAAAAAAUAUUACCAUGUGUCCAUUAUGUGAUAGACAGUGUCCUUAUUGGAAUGUCACUGAUGCUUGUAGUCAUCAGUCAGCAAGUCGUAUCUUUGACAAUGAUGCUACAGUCUUUUUUGCUGUGUUCAUGUCAUUUUGGGGUACACUGUUUCUUGAGUUCUGGAAGAGAAGACAAGCUGCAAUUCAGUAUAAAUGGGAUUUGUCGAACUUUGUUUCUGAAGAGGAACCACCUCGUCCAGAAUAUCUCUCAAGACUUGAAUCAUGGACAACAUUAAAAGUAAAUCCAAUUACAGGCAUAAAAGAACCAUAUUUACCAUUUUGGAGAAGACGUUUCCCAGUAUUUUUGUGUUCCUAUGCUGUUAUGUUGUUUUUGGCUGCAGUAGCUAUUGGUGCUGUAGUGGGUGUUAUAGCAUAUCGGGUCUCCUUUUUAGCUGCCUUACAUGUUUUAGAAAAGAGGGUUGUUACAGAUAACUCAAGUGGUACAGCUGCCAUAGAAACUGUCACGUUAGUUUAUAAAAACGCCAGUUUAAUAACAACCAUUACAGCUGCCUUGAUUAACUUGUUAAUCAUUUUAUUGUUAAAUAUUGUUUAUGGUUAUUUGGCUUUCUGGUUAACAGAUUGGGAAUGUUUGAGAACACAGACAGAAUAUGAUAACAGUAUUACAUUAAAACUAUUUGCUCUACAGUUUGUCAACUACUUCUCCUCUAUUGUGUACAUAGCUUUCUUCAAAGGAAGAUUUGUUGGUAGACCAGGAAAAUAUAAUACUAUUUUUGGUGCUAGACAAGAAGAGUGUGAACCAGGUGGCUGUUUAAUAGAACUGUGUAUUCAAUUAGCUAUUAUUAUGGUUGGUAAACAACUGAUUCAAAACAACUUUAUAGAAAUAGUUAUUCCGAAAUUGAUAAAACUGUUGAAGAAAAAGUGUUCAAAAGAAACAAGAGCUCAGAAACUGGCAAGGACACCAUGGGAAAAAGAUUAUAAAUUACAAGAAGCACAAAAUAAUUCUUUAUUCUACGAAUAUCUUGAAAUGGUUCUACAGUUUGGAUUUUUAACAAUCUUUUGUUCUGCUUUCCCAUUGGCUCCGUUAUUUGCCUUAUUAAAUAAUAUAAUUGAGAUACGUGUAGAUGCAAAUAAAUUGAUUACCAAUCUUAGACGUCCUAUGGCAGAGCGAGCGGCUGAUAUAGGUAUCUGGUAUAGUGUAUUAUAUGGAAUCUCAAGAAUAGCUGUUAUUUCUAAUGCCUUCAUCAUUGCUUUAUCAUCGGAUUUUAUACCACGAUUAGUAUACAAGAUGAGAUAUAGUCCAGAUCAUUCAGCUAAAGGUUAUCUAGAACACAGUCUGGCUAAAUUUAAUACCAGUGACUUCUCACCUGAUCACAGACCUGAUCCCAUUUAUGGCCAUGUGGAGAUUUGCAGAUACAGAGAUUUUCGCAACUCUUAUGACCAUGAGAAUAAAUAUGAAUACUCAGAUGUCUUCUGGCAUGUACUUGCUGCUCGUCUGGCAUUUGUUUGUGUGUUUGAGAAUGUUGUGAUAGUGCUUACAAGUCUUGUAGCUUGGUUAAUACCUGAUGUACCCACUUUACUCAAAGAACAGAUACGUAGAGAAGCUUACAUUACUAAUGAGGUCAUUCUUAAAACAGAGUUGAUGAGAGCUCACGGAGAAGAAAUUGACCAUCAUAAAGUCAAUGCUAUAAUGUCUGACGAAGAAACCAACAAUUACGAAACAAGUAUGUAUGGAAGCCAGAUUCUAUUGCACCGGCAAACCAGCAUAUAAAUAUCAAGCAAUAUUUUCAACACGAGAGACAAGAAUUUAUUACGAUUGUUGAGUACAUGAAGUGACCUUUUGAAAUUUCUAAAUAAAAAUGUAAAUUAUUUUUGGAGAAAUAUAGAAAGAAAUCUCUAAUAUUUUUUUGAUGUAGGCUACUAUCCAGAACGUAUAAGUUUGGUGUAUUAGUGUUUUUGUUAUUUGUUUAUCCUUGCUGUGCAAUACCACUUUACAAAUGUUGUGAUAGCUGCAGAACCGUAGGCUUUUCCAAGUUGUAUGCUCAGAAUAUACUGCAUUUAUAAUGGUUGAAUCUACAAUUAUCUCCACACUCUGCCUGUGUCAAGGCUAUAUUUUUUAACUUUGAAGUGGCGAAAUCCAGAAGAAACAGUAAUAUAUAACUAACAUAAUCCUUCAAGCAUUACAAUAAAAUGUUUUUAUGUUGCCUGUUGUUCCAGUAUUAUAUAAGUUAUUGAAAUUAAUCUAUUAAAACCGUGAUGGCUAUACUAUUUAUUAGCAUUUUUGUUAUGCUUUGUAAACUGCUUAUAUUUAAAACUUUAUAUGUAGUGCUUAAUAUAUACCAGGGCUCUCAGUUUCAAAUAUUUUAACUAAUAAUGUAUCCCCAUCAAACAAGCCAAAAUAUGUUGAAUAUUUCAUAUAAAAUCUGUAUCAUCUAACUAUGCAUUACUAGUAUUAGAUAUCUGCCAGUGUAAGGUACUUUCAUAAGCUGCAUAUGUAUAUUGAAUUUUCCUUCAAAACUGUGAGUGGACAGAACAGUCAAUUGUUGUGAUUUUAGCAUCUAUUUAAGGUUGUAUUUGCUUGAUUUAGAUCUGAAAAAGAUUAUCCAAUUUAUUAUUUUAUGGAUCAGAUUGCCAAACCUUGUGAUUUCUUUAGACAGUAAUUGUAUGAAAUAUAUUCUGAUUUGAAACAAGAGUCCUUCUUCAUAGUAAAAACUUGUACUGCCAUUAGAGAUUUAGUUACUUGUAGAAUUUAGUGUCUUUCAACACAUCUAUAAUUUUAUACUCAUUCAUUAGAUAAAUAUACUCUUUUAUUAAAUUAUACAGUAUAUUAAACAUAUAUUAACCUAUUUAGUGAAUUCUUUUUCUAGUCUUUUUUUCAGAAUGCGAAGUGUUUCAUUAUUAUGUAAAUAAACAAUAUUUGUAUCUAUUACAACAAUUAUGAAGUUAUAUUUAAUGAAUGUUCUUAAUUUGAAAUCAUUAAUAUUAAAUGUGAGAAACUGAUAACAAUAUAUUAUGUCCAUGUACUGUAUAUUACAUACUAAUAUACAUUGGAUUAUCAUUUGUCUAUUUUCAUAAAUUAGUGUUCUUUCAUGUUAAACAUAAUGGGGCAGAUAAAUAAACGUUUUCUUUAUUUAAAUUUAACAAAAUUAUGUUCUUUAGAUAGUGGUUGAUUAAAACAAAAAUCUUAAAUUAGAUAUCAUCUUGAUGUUGCUGUUCAUGGGUCAAAUCGAGUUAUUGUUCUGAAUCAGACAAUACUGAGAAAGAAAGAGGACAGUGUGAAGUCACUAACUUAACCUUAAAAUUGAUUGGAUUUAGUAAUUUUUGGGUCAAUAUGCUCCUUGGUAAGACUACUUUUUAUUGUCUGAAUGGUGUUCUGGGAUAAAAUGGAAAUAACUCAUAUAGAACUAUAGAUAUUUUUUAUGUGUACUUUUGUUUGUGUUACAUUAUCUUAAACCCCUAAUUUGAAUUACUCUGAAUAUUUUGUAGAAUUUGUUAAUGUGUUGGUCGUAAGUUACUUUUGUAUAAUUUUUAAUCUUACUUUGUGUUUUCUUAAUAAAACCUGUUUACAUCCAAA